Molecule: messenger RNA, 991 nt
Organism: Cuscuta campestris
Lineage: Eukaryota; Viridiplantae; Streptophyta; Magnoliopsida; Solanales; Convolvulaceae
Source: the annotation of a GenBank genome assembly
AGAUGGACACACGGACAGUUGGACCCGGUCCUGGUGCCUAUAUGACCGUUAAUUUCUGCCCUACUCUUCCUCCAACCGACGAAUCUCCCGCCGACGCCCCACACCCAUCUUCUGCAAUUUAGUCACAGAAGAGAACCAAUCAUCGUUUCAUUACAGCGGGCCUUCGUCCUCACACCCCCAAAACUGUCGAGAUCGAGAAGUAUGAAUCGGUACCAGAAGGUGGAGAAGCCUAGGGAGGAGACUCCCAUGGAAGAAAAUGAGAUCCGAAUCACCACGCAGGGGAGGCUGAGGAACUACAUCACCUACGCAGAUAGCCUUCUUCAGGAGAAAGGGGCCAGCGAAAUAUUACUUAAGGCAAUGGGUAGAGCAAUAAAUAAAUCAGUAAUUGUGGCUGAAUUGAUAAAGAGAAGAGUUGCAGGUCUCCAUCAGAAUACUUCAAUUGGUUCUGUUGAUAUCACAGAUACAUAUGAACCUCUGGAAGAAGGCCUCCUUCCCCAAGAGAGAAUUCGUCAUGUAUCAGUGAUAACAGUCACCCUUUCUAAGAAGGACUUGGACUGCUCUUCCCCAGGAUACCAGCCACCUAUUCCAGCUGAUCAAGUCAAUCCAGUGGCCACAUAUGAUUAUGAAAGGAGGAAUACGAACAAUGGAGUAGUAAGAAAUGAUGAAGACAAUGGAUGGGAAGGAGAGCGCGGUGUUGCUGGAAGGGGCAGAGGACGAGGCGGAGGCAGAGGCCGACGGAGUGGCAGAGGGGUCGCCCGUGGAGUGUUUAAGCCAAAUGUUACAAUCCAGGCAGCAGCAGCCUAAGAUUUCAAACACUGAACUGUAGAUCUUAGUUCUCACCCAAAGCUCUUUUAAUUCCAUUGCAUAUUAUUUGCUCCUUUACAGAAACGAGAGCUUUUUAAAUACUGCCAUAAGCUACUCUUGGUUUCUUUGUUGCUCUUCUUCCGUUGUCUUCUUUGUUUUAGCUCUAAAAGAAACUUUGAUCUACACU